Messenger RNA from Bradysia coprophila, 3916 nucleotides. It is a transcript of the gene DCX-EMAP, whose product is annotated as Doublecortin-domain-containing echinoderm-microtubule-associated protein. Gene Ontology annotation, biological process: intracellular signal transduction; microtubule cytoskeleton organization. Lineage: Eukaryota; Metazoa; Arthropoda; Insecta; Diptera; Sciaridae. The record is from RefSeq and is a predicted model, not a curated record. Gene Ontology annotation, molecular function: microtubule binding. Gene Ontology annotation, cellular component: mitotic spindle.
UGUUCGAUUUUGGUUUCACGUGUAUGGAUGCACGGCGGGGUUUUUUAGUGGUUUUCGAGCUAGUUCCAACAUUGCUUGUUGGUUCGAAAAGUGUGAAACUUGAUUUUUCUUAUCACAACAGACUUUUCACUUGAAACAAACGAUUUAGCAACGAGACAACGGGAUAACGAUUUAUUGUGUGACAACAUAUUGAAAGACUCGGACUAUAUAUAUAUGUGUGUGAAAUAAGGAAAUAAGAAAAAAUUUUGUGGUGAAAUCGCAUUGAUAUGGUGUCAGUGGAGUCAUCACAACAUCCACCAUUAUCCAGCCAAGAAUUCGAUGUCGAGCAACCUCUUAAUGCGGUAGCACCAGCACCCAGUGAAGGUGAAUCAACAAUAAAUAACAAUCGUGUUGUUGAAAAUAAACCUAGAACGCCAUUGAAAAUGUCCCAUGAAAAUAACGCAGACGCGAUGGUUACGAUGGGAGCGCCUCCACGUGCCAGUGUAACGUCAACAAUCGGAUCGAAUGGUCAGACAAAUGUAGUGAAUAACAAUAAUCACAAUUUAAAGAGCACCGAAUCAGACGAAGACGAUUACAACAGUGGCGGUGGUAUAAUUAGCGCUCCAUCUGGCAUACCAGGCGGUCCAAUUUAUGGUGGUUAUUGGGGCGCAUUGCGAGCCACCAGCCGAGCCGUCAGUCCAUCCAUGAUGGAUAAUAUGAGCGAAAAUUCAUCGCAACCGCCAAUGCCAGCUCCGUUGGCUCGGUCGAAAUCUCGUCCAGAGCUGGUCGGUGGCAUUGGUGCAAGUAGUAGAUAUGGGAAUUUGUCGUUCUGGAAAGCAAGACGUGUAUUGUUUUAUCGGAAUGGUGAUCCAUUUUUUCCGGGAGUGGAGUACCGGUUUAAACCAUUCCGUGAUAUUGGCAGUCUGGAAGCAUUGUUGGACAAAAUUUCACCGAAAAUGGAUCUACCACGCGGGGCAAGAUAUGUCUUCUCAAUGGAUGGUGAUCGGAAAUACAAUUUGGAUGAACUGGAGGAUGGAGCUUCGUAUGUUGUCAGCUCAUACAAGGCAUUUAAGCCCGCAAGUUAUGGUAAAAAGAAUGGUAUGUGGUAUGCCUCACCUGGCAAUCAAGGAUGGGGAAAUAAAUCCCUGAGUCGAAAGCCAUCUGUUCUGGAAGCAGACGUGGCUCCAUCAGCUGCAAAUGCAUUGAAACCAUCUGCCGGCCGUGUCAUCCGAAUCAUAAACAAUCUAGAUCAUACAGUUCAGUGUCGCGUUCUCUUGAAUCUACGUACAUCCCAACCGUUUGAGGAAGUUCUGGAAGAUUUGGGCCAGGUACUCAAAAUGACCGGCGCUAAACGAAUGUAUACCGCUAGUGGACAGGAAGUGCGAAGCUUUUCACAAUUACGCAAUGAAUUUGCUGAAAUCGAAACGUUUUAUUUGGGAACGGGGGCUGCUGUUAUCGCGCCUGUACCAAGUGGACCGAGCUCACCAGUUCGUCGAUCUCGUUCACGAGCUGGUGUACCAAUAGUCCAAGAAGAUAUAUCAAAAACCACAGCCCGACAAAGAGCACGAAGUAAAAGUCGACCAAGGGUUUUAUACGCUCCAGAAAGUGAAAUUGUUCGACCGACCGCAGACUACUCACUCUUGGAUGUUAUGAAAGAAGAACCGACUAAAGUUAUAAUUCGUGGUCUCAGAAGAACGUUUUAUCCUCCUGUUCAUCACGCACCGAUGGACAAUUCACCUCCCGAUAAGAAAUUGGCACUCCAAUGGGUGCAUGGAUAUCGAGGAAUUGAUUCGCGACGAAAUUUGUGGGUGCUACCGUCAGGUGAACUAUUGUAUUAUGUGGCAGCAGUCGCAGUGUUACUAGAUCGAGAUGAAGAAGCUCAGAGACAUUACACCGGUCAUACAGAGGAUAUUAUGUGCAUGGACGUCCAUCCGUCUCGAGAGUUGGUGGCAUCCGGUCAGCGCGGUGGCCGAGACAGAAAAUCCCAAGCUCACGUCCGAAUCUGGAGCACUGAAUCGCUACAAACAUUAUACGUUUUCGGUAUGGGAGAACUGGACAGUGGUGUGACAUCGGUUGCAUUUUCUCAGCUGAAUGGCGGAAGUUACAUUUUAGCCGUUGAUGCUGGUCGUGAAAGCAUAUUAUCGGUUUGGCAGUGGCAAUGGGGUCAUUUAUUAGGAAAAGUUGCUACUCUACAAGAAGGCCUGUCUGGUGCUGCAUUCCAUCCCCUCGAUGACAAUCUCAUCAUCACACAUGGUCGUGGUCAUCUUGCCUUUUGGCACCGACGAAAGGACGGUUUCUUCGAACGAACCGAUAUUAUCAAACAGCCGUCCCGUACGCACGUCACCAGCAUUCAAUUUGAGCCGGAUGGUGACGUUGUCACCGCCGACAGUGAUGGUUUUAUUACAAUUUAUAGUGUUGAUUCGGAUGGUGCUUAUUUUGUGCGAAUGGAAUUCGAGGCCCAUAAUAAGGGUAUCAGUUGCUUGGUGAUGCUGUCAGAGGGAACAUUAUUGUCCGGUGGUGAAAAAGAUCGAAAAAUUGCUGCCUGGGACUCAUUGCAGAAUUAUAAACGAAUUACCGAUACCAAAUUGCCAGAGUCGGCAGGCGGUGUUCGUACCAUAUAUCCACAGCGUCCGGGACGCAAUGAUGGAAAUAUUUAUGUUGGUACGACACGGAAUAAUAUUCUUGAAGGAUCGCUGCAAAGACGAUUUAAUCAAGUCGUUUUUGGACAUGGACGUCAAUUGUGGGGACUGGCCGCGCAUCCAGAAGACGAAGUGUUUGCAACAGCUGGGCAUGAUAAGCACAUUGCGUUGUGGAGAAAGCAAAAAUUAUUGUGGUCAACACAGGUUGGAUACGAAUGUGUAUCGUUAGCAUUUCAUCCAUUCGGCUCGGCUUUAGCAGCGGGAAGUACAGAGGGGCAUUUGCUAGUGAUGAAUGCGGAAAACGGUGCGACAAUGUUGACGUUAAGAGUGUGUGGUUCACCACUGAACUGCAUUGCUUUCAAUCAAGUUGGAGAUAUGAUAGCAAUGGGAUCACAAAAUGGAAGCAUCUACCUAUUCCGAGUAUCAAGAGAUGGUUUCUCAUAUAAAAAAGUUAAUAAAAUUCGAGGCUCUCAGCCGCUCACACAUUUGGAUUGGAGUGUUGAUGGUUGUUAUCUGCAGACUGUUACGGUUGACUUUGACCUUUUGUUCUGGGACGUCAAAUCACUAUCACCCGAGCGAAGUCCAAUGGCAAUGAAGGAUGUUAAAUGGCUGACACACAAUUGUACAGUUGGAUUUAUGGUAGCUGGUAUGUGGAACAAUCGUUAUUAUGCUUCGACAUCGUCCAUAAUGACAACGAGCAAUCGAGCAACCGCUCAAGACAUGCUGGUUUCUGGUGAUGCUGAUGGUUAUUUGAGAUUGUUUAGAUAUCCAUGCAUAAGUCCCCGGGCGGAAUACUGUGAAGCGAAAGUCUAUUCAGGUACAUUAGCUAGCGCAAGAUUUUUGUAUGGUGACCGUUCGGUGGUAACUGUUGGCGGCACCGAUGCUUCACUGAUGGUCUGGGAGCUGGUCGAAGAAUAGCCCCUGUGGCCACCGUGGCGCAGUGCUGCGGCCUCGGAGCCUCACAAAGCACAGUACAAUCGAGAACAGCGACCGAGCAUCGUAUCAACAAUAGCCGAUAGUGAAAUGUCCGUGGGAAUGAACGAUGGAAUGGGUGUGACUGCAAUCAGUAACGGUGAUGACAAAUGGGAUCACCAAUCGAAUGCGCAAUCGGAAAGCAGCGAUGACUGUAACAUCGACGGUCAUGUACAAUAUGCGGUCUUACUUCCAGAUGCCUUUGCUGUUCUUGAUUUAACGUGAAAUUGAAUUUAAUGAUACAAAUUGAUUUUGUUUUUCUAGAAUUUUUAACAAAGAAAAAAAACCAACCAAAGCAACAAGAAAAAAAAUCUUUCAAAUAAAAA